UUACCCAAAGCAACUUAUAUGAGAGGUAAAAUACAUUCCAAUCGUAGAGCUAUUAAUGUGACGCAAUUUCAACCACUAACCAAAAGCAAAUGAAAAACAGAAUCUAAAAAUACAAUACAAAGAUUUAAGGAACAGACAAAACUCAAAUGGUACUCAAACAUUAUUCCAAAAAAGUCAAACUAUCACUGGAGCAACUGUUUAGUUCAGGGCUAAAAUGCAAUAAUGAUAGUAGUAAACAACAAUAAUAAAAUGACUUUAUUAAAUAAUAAAAUGGCCUUAUUAAAUUUACCCAUCAGAAAUAUAGGACAACAAUUACAUGAAACAAUACCAGAUUUCUUAUGUGUCUCUUUUAAGCCUCAAACUGUGCCUCGCAAUUUGCCCUCCUUAAUGCAGUAAUGAAAAGAGUUGCUAGAACAUUUUAAACAUAUCAGACAAUGUUGGUUAGAGAUCAUCGUAUGUAAUCAUUGAAAUUUCACAGAAAUUGCUGUGAUUUGGUGGAAGUGUCUUCUCAUAAGACGUUCCACCAAGACAUACACAAUGUCCAAUACACUACUUGUGCUAAUAAUAACUUAAUUUAAACCAAAUAAUUAAAAUCAAUUUAAUUUAAACAUUUUCUCCAUAGUGUUAAAACGUGCACUGUGGUGUACUAACUAUUCUCAUUUUAAGUGGAUGGAAUGACUGUUAGCAUUUAAAGUUAAAGUUGUAUCCUUAUGUUUACUAACAUGAGAAAGUCUUGCAUUUGUCUUAGUAACUCUUAUUAACAAUUGAGAGAGCCCUUGUUUUUUUUCAUAUAAGGUUUAUUUCCCCCCACACACUCCCCACUUCUCUUUUGGUUGGUAAUAUAAUAUACUUUAUAUGUUUUGAAAUUGAACAUGUUUGAUUGAGGUUUAAAGAACUGAAAUCAUCUUUUAAAAUAUUUGACUGCUUGUAUUUCAGUGCUUUUUUUUACAGUUUAAUAAUACAGCUAAUGCCUAACCCCUUUUAAGCUACUACUAUACAUCUGCAUAUAAUUACAGUUGUAAAUAACCUGAGGUUGUAUUGUUUAAAUGCAAACACAACUGCAUGAAAAAGGGAACGCAGAACUAGGCCCUUGUGUUACAAGAAAGAGAGAUUAGAGCAGAGCCUCUUGGCUUGAUCUUCAUAUUUUCCUACUGAUUUGGGCCUAAUCCUCCCCGGCUAAACUGUAAUCCACUACACAGAAGGCGUAGGAAGAAGGAAGUCAUCAUGAAGUGAUAAAUGAGAUGGUAAAGAUGUGUGUUUAUGGCUGACCCAGAAUAACCUGUAGUAGGUCAGCAAUAUGUCUUCAUCUUAUCUAAUGCUUCACUGAUGACCUGAGAUUCAGGCACUGAUCUGAGAUCAGUCCUGAUGAUCUGCAGGCAAUGAUGAGAAGGCCAGGUAAGUUCAGACUGCUUUUCAAAGCAGACAUGAAUGUACAAGAAAUUUUUAAGUUUAUGAAUUUCCUGCACAUUAUUCCUUUCUAUUAACCACAUGCAAUGCACCUUUAAAACUGCAUUUCAACCUGGAAAAGGCCAAAUAAUAUCAGUGUAAUAGGAGUUCAGGUGUCUGUGGUGGGAUGAGAAGGGCAUGAUUGGCAGGUGAGGUAUCUAAUCAGACAAUUACUUGCCAAAGCAUGUCAGUGUCUCCCCAGGAACAUCAUUCUUAACGGAUUUAAGGAAAUCGGAUGAAGUGUUCAGGAAGCUGGUUUAACCCCAACAUGCUGUUCUCGUUGCUGUUCUCUUUCUGCCUCUCAACUGACCCACACACCAAAGAGGUCAACCAUGGCAAGAACCAACAUGGAUUUUCUUUUUAAUACAACUGAGCAAUUGAACUUUGACGGCCUUGCUCAGGGACCAGCAGUGGCAGCUUGGUGGACCUGGGAUUUAAACACACAACCUUCUAAUUGGUAGUCAAACACCUUAUCAAGUUAGCUAACAUAUCCCUAGCACAUGAUUCCUAUAUUAAUCUUAUUUAACACAAAAAGAGAAACUAUAUCUGUUUUUGUUUAAACAAAAGAGAAAACGUAAUUCUGGCACAUGGAAAAUAUGCUACUGAAUUUGCAGAUUUUUAAGAUUUUUUUCUCCUAUUACACUCUCUCUUUCUGUUCUGCCUCUUUCUCUCACCAUCCCCCCUUUUUUCCUAAACUGACACAGGACCUCUAACCGUUAGCUGCUUUGCCACUAAUAGGAUCAGAGGUGCUUACUCUGUCAUCUGAUAAAACUUAAGCCGCUUGAUAGCUGUGCAGCACCUUAGCUAAUUUCAACUCAAUUAGCAUAAUGAGGAAACAAGCCAAGAACAUGAGAAAAUAUAUUAACUUGAUAGAUUGAUUGCCUGUCCUGUACACGUUUGAGUGACUUAUUACAUGUGAAGUGGAUCGGACCACAGAUCCUCUCACAGUGAGCUUGCAUUCUUAGAAAUUAAGGCUGCACACACCAGAAUGAGUACUUGAGUAACAAGGAAUGAGUAACAACAUAUACCUAAAAAAACCCAUGUUGUUUGUGUAAAAAUCUGUGAUUCUACAUGUUUUCUUAAACAAGUCAAUCCCACCAUGACCUACAUGCAUGUGAGAUGUCACUUCAUCAUUCUUUAUGUAUGGAGAGGCAAAUGAUAUACAGUAUCUCAAUGUGUGGGUAGUAAGACUUUUAAAUACUUUUAAUAUAUUAUAUCAUAAAUAUAAAUAUAUCAUAUUACAGUAAAGAAAUGUGUGAGGAUGAUUGCAUCUAUGGAUUACUGUUUAUUAUUAAUCUGUCACUUAAACAAAAUGAAUCAAACUGAUUUAAAGUUGGAUUACAACUUACAUGAUAAAUAUGUGACAUUAUUUAUCAAGAUUUGUCUAACACACGAUUCCUUGAGAGUCACUGAGGUGUAAUUUUUUUUUUAUUAGGUUAUCUGUUUUAUGCAUACUGUUAUCUGCAUUGUGUGUGCUGUGUGAGCCACACUGUGGGUUAAUAUAGUACACGCUUUGUUUAUUGUGGUUUUGUGAGUCGGUUUUUCAGUUUGUUGUGUUUUACAGUCGUUAUAAACAAUCAUUCAAGCACAAAACAGCUUUCAGUCAUUCUCAGACAAGUGGAGAUCGUAAUAUAUAAGAUUACAUACAUUCUCCUUAAAUGUUUUUUUUUUAUGUUUUUUGUUGUUUCUUGAUGUUAUGUAUGAAAUAUACAGAGAUUAAGCAGCUGCAUGUACAUGUUAGCAUCCUUCUGAGGCGCUCUAAACCACGCCCACGCAAAGCCCUUCUUCAACCCAAUUCGUUGACAUUUGUGUGUGUAGCGCGCUCGUGCAAAAGUUUUUUUUUUAAUCUCCGAUUGGUCAGCGUUCAGUGCGCGUGAAAGCGUUCUUGUUGAUCAGUAGAAAAGCAGGUAGUUAGCCAAAGUUAUGUAGUUACUCGUCUAUCACAGACUACAACGUGGGUGGGUCGGUUUGCUCAAACAGACUUAUUUGACAGUGCUGUGCUGUAAUUUUACUCUACUAUACUUGGUCGCACUGGAAAUACAGAAAGCUCCAUUUUUGGGACGUCGCUCAUGUGUCAGUGUGCGUGUGACAAUAUCUUUACCAUCGGAAGGGAGAAUAAUAGAUUAAAUUAGUAGAUUAACUUCUAAACGUAACAAAAUGGUGACUGUAAGUUUACUUGGUUAACUGAAACCAUGGCUCUUUAGCCUUACUUCUGAGUGAAAACUGCGCGCGCGCCGGGAGCCUCGUCUGAGAAAUUUCAGGGAAGAAUUCCAAAUUUGGACAGCCUCCACAAGAUUUUUUUUAUCCAGGACUGUCCCAGCUCUCGGAUGCAUUUAUCACUAGAUACUAGUAACAUGGUGGAUGACAGCUGCCCCUCGCCAGGCAACUUCCAUGACAUGGUAAAAGUAGAGGUGGCAUCUGUUGGGACUCAUGUCCACAGCAUUGAUGUGAUUCUGGGCUUCACAAAGGACCCCGUGCCAUUGCUUAAUACUGGACUUAAUGCUGUACCUCCUGAAGUUAGUGUCGAAAGUCCAGGGGAUGCAGAAAAGCAAGAUUUCAUUGUGUCUCCGAGAGACAACUCCGAGCUGCCAACUUUUCACGUACCUGAAACAUUUUCUGACACGUUUGAGUCUGAGCAAAGAGAAGUAUGGAAAACAACUAAGAAUGACCAGAAAUCUCCAGAGCAGACAGAUGAGGAGCAACCGAAGAAGAAGCAUAGGCGAAACCGCACCACCUUCACCACAUAUCAACUGCAUGAGCUCGAGCGUGCCUUUGAGAAGUCUCACUAUCCUGAUGUGUAUAGCCGUGAGGAGCUUGCUAUGAAAGUCAACCUCCCUGAGGUCCGAGUACAGGUGUGGUUCCAGAACCGUCGUGCCAAAUGGAGGCGCCAGGAGAAGAUGGACACUGGUGCCGUGAAGCUUCAUGACUCGCCCAUGCUCUCUUUGAGUCGACCAACUAGCAUUAACACCAUGAGUAACUCGCUGCCUCUGGACCCCUGGUUAGCACCUCCCCUGACCAACACUACACCAAUGCAUUCUAUUCCAGACAUCAUGGGGACUGCACAGGGCCUGCAGACUGGAUAUCAGAGCCAUGGUUUCUUGAACCACACUCAGGUCAUGAACCAAAGUAUGCAGCCCAUGGCACCCCCACAGUAUCAGUGCUCUCCAGUGUUUACUGAUAAAUUCCCCCUGGAAGAAGUUGACCAACGCUGCUUCAGCAUCGCUGCUCUGAGGAUGAAAGCCAAGGAACAUAUUCAAUCCAUGGAUAAAACAUGGCAGCCCAUGUGACUGGACUGAGCCAAAAACUGGCAUGGUGUUAUGUUCUGCUGCAUUAUAACUGUGUAUGAUACAAAUAGAUAAAAUUGAGGGUAGAGGGAGUAAAAUGAAAAAAAAAAACCUGACAACAAUGAGCCCAUUAUGCUUUCAGUUAAAUGGAUUUGUGGAAUUUUUUUGUGGAAUUGUUGUUUUGAUUUGGGUCAGACUGCAUAGGACACAUGAGAAAGAAUUUUUAUGAUGAGCCUAUCCUGUGUUUAAUUUUCUGCAAGCAGACUCAAGUGGUAUUGUAGGCUUUAAAUCAGCUGCUGCACCCUCAGAUAACCUAGACUGUUAAGUCAGAUGAGGUAUCUUUGGAUAAUUAGCUGGAUACCUUGUUUAUUUAUAUUUUUGACAGCCCUAAGGUGGCUGCUUUGACUACAUAUUUUGGCAAAAAGAAAAUGAAACAUAGAGCCCUCAUGUGGCUGGAAUUUAUAAUCAAACUGGGUAUAUUGUCAUUUAUUUUCUUUUUAAUAUAGUUAUUUCUGUUCUGUUUAAGAGUAGUCAAAUUAAUUGCUUAUUUCCUUCUCUUCUGUGAAGAAGAUAUUUAGUUGUUAGAUCUCUAAAACACUCAACAAGAAUUCAAAUCAGCCAACUAUUUUAUCUGAUCAGUUUUAGUCAAAACAAGAAAAGUGAAAUAACAUAUUACCAUUGUGUAGCCAGGCUAGCGUUUUACUGUCAUUCAGAAAAAUUGACCACAGUAAUGCCUCAAAAACCGACAAAAAACAAUGCAUUGCUAGCCCAGCCACUCUGUCACUGUUGAUCUUUCAAUUAAAACCAAUAUGUUGAUGUUUUUGCAAUAAAUGACACUUUUCUGAGUA
Molecule: messenger RNA, 5578 nt
Organism: Tachysurus fulvidraco (yellow catfish)
Lineage: Eukaryota; Metazoa; Chordata; Actinopteri; Siluriformes; Bagridae
Gene: rx1
Product: retinal homeobox gene 1
Exons: 4
Coding region: 3774-4733 (319 amino acids)
Biological process (GO): positive regulation of transcription by RNA polymerase II
Molecular function (GO): DNA-binding transcription factor activity, RNA polymerase II-specific; RNA polymerase II cis-regulatory region sequence-specific DNA binding
Source: RefSeq, a predicted model, not a curated record